Acanthaster planci (crown-of-thorns starfish) is the source of this 5847-nucleotide messenger RNA. It is a transcript of the gene lsm14a, whose product is annotated as LSM14A mRNA processing body assembly factor. Gene Ontology annotation, biological process: P-body assembly; cytoplasmic stress granule assembly. The record is from RefSeq and is a predicted model, not a curated record. NCBI's taxonomy places the organism in Eukaryota, Metazoa, Echinodermata, Asteroidea, Valvatida, Acanthasteridae. Gene Ontology annotation, cellular component: P-body. Gene Ontology annotation, molecular function: mRNA binding.
UUCUCAAGCUCCCACAAUGCCAAGCGCUAACUGCGCCAUUUUCGAUGCUGCUGAACGCAUUUUGGAGCUGACGAUUUUGCAGUUGAAAAUCCAGCAUCAUCUGCACCUGCGAGUAUCUAAAACUCAAGCAUCAUCAUGUCGGAGAGUGGGCCGUAUUUAGGAAGUAAAAUCAGUCUCAUAUCGCAAGCUAAAAUUCGAUAUGAGGGCUGUUUGUAUAGCAUCAGUCCAGAGGAAUCCACAAUAACCUUAUCGAAUGUGAGAUCUUUUGGCACAGAGAAUCGAGAAACAACUCGGCAUGUUCCCCCUGGCAAUGAAGUGUACAGCCUCAUCAUAUUCAAGGCGGGGGAUAUCAAAGACCUCCACGUCUGUGGACUACCAAAAGAAGCUGCUGAAUCGGCUGGCAGCAACAUUGCCCAGGAUCCUGCUGUUCUACAGGUACAUUCGGGCGCCGUCCGUAGCACUACCUCAGGGUUCCAACAAGGCCCUCCAUUCGGCAACACCCAGGGACAGUUUGGCUCCUAUGGUGCCAUGCCCUACAAUCAGUUUGGCCACGUGGGAGGUGGAAUCAUGACAGGACAGUUUGGGGGGCAGACAAGUCACCCCCCGCCAGGAUUAGGUCGUGUAACACCACCAGCCAUGACACGCCGCUCCCCAACAAUGGAGCAAGGUGUGCAGGCCUCUGGGCCCAUCAGCCCCCAGAAAGGGACCCAAUCCUCAGCCAAGAUUGCCACCGACAAGCCCCAGCCCCAGAAGUCUGGCAAAGAGGAGCAGGGUCUCCCCCAGCGGACACCCCAGCAGCAGCAAGCCCGCCGCCGAGGCUCCCGGGAGGAGAAGACAGCCCAGCGCAAAGACAUUCAGAGACAGGAGAGCCGGGACAAGAAGGCGGAGGCCAGCAAGGCCGAAAAGGACAGCAGAGAGAGAGGGGAGCGGCAGGAGAGAGGGGACAGAGGUGACCGGGACAAGGGUGGCCGUGGCUCACAGCAGGGUUCCAGACAAAACUGGCAGGGAUAUCAGGGCAGACGAGGUCGAGGUCGUGGCCCCCGCUCGCCCGUUACCAAGGAGAAAGUUGGCAGUGACUUUGACUUCACGGCUGCUCAGUUUGACAAGAAGUCGAUGGAGGAAGAGUUCAAAGAGAAACUAAAGCUAGAUGGAACAACAGUCAACGGAGAUGCCAUAAAGGGGACUGAAGACUCUGGAAACGAAACGCAGCCAAGCGAUGCCCCGGAAGAAGAGGAAACAGCCUACUAUGAUUCGACCAAGUCCUUCUUUGACAACAUUUCAUGCGACUCGCUCAACAAGGGGCAACGCCCCAGCUGGAAGGAAGAACGCAAGAUGAACUGCGAGACAUUUGGCAUUGCCUACACCCGCAGCCGUGGCCGUGGAGGCUAUCGCGGCGGUUACUACCGUGGGGGUUACCGAGGUGGACGGGGCCAGGGGCGUGGCGGUGGGCGUUCCUAUCGGAGCAACCGAGGCCGGGGUGGAUGGAAGUCGCAGCAGGGCUGGAACGAUUACUCCAUUGAUGGCCAACCAAAAAACGAGACCUCGACAGGGAAGACAGAAAAACCUUCGGAGGCCACAGCAUAGGGAUCUGAAGCCGAGUAAAUCUUUGCCAGUAAAUACCAAAGGAGGCAUAUCAGCGGCCCAGGAGCACAAGUCUGUAUCAGCAACUUGUUUUUCUCUUGUUCUUGUUUUUCUCGGUUAUUGUUUAUAGUGUGUAUUUAUGAAGCCAGACCUCCAGUGGAGGGCGGCAUAUGUUGUGUACAAUUUGCCUGGGUGCUGUAGAUUUGAUACUGGAUGAGGCCUUGCAUAUGUGCCACCUCAUGCUGUGUUAGACUUGAGUGAAAACUUCGUGUUACGACUCUAAUUUUUGGAUGCCUUAUGAGGGAUGUUCUUUUCUACGUAGAAGUAUAAAUUAAUUGAUUUGGAUGUAAAAAAAAAAAAGAAGAAAGUUAAGAAAGUAAACAAAGAAGAGAAUUAGAUACUUAAUAAAAACACCUGCACAGGUCACUAAUUGAAUGGCACAGCUUGAAAAUAAAGCGUAUCACCAUAUACAUAAACAUUCCUCCGCAGAAAACUUCGGACAAAGGUAAAUAAGACCGGUGUUGAAAGAGAUUAGCGUAUUUCAUGAAAAAAGAAGAGUGGAGUAAAUAAUUGUCAGUGCCAUUUGGUAGUUGAUCAGUUGGUUUCCAGUUCACUGAGAUCUGAUCGGCCACUGUGUUUGUUACAUUGUCUGGGUAGAGUCAGUCAAGCCAGACAUGGACAGUGGCUACUUCGCUAACGUCAGGUCAGCCAGUCAGACUUUUUAGAACACUUUGGCUGACCCAACCACACCAGCUUUGCCUAAUCAGUUGAUCACCGCCUGUUCGCGAUCAGCCUGUAUCGACGGAAACGAGCAUCUGGCUCACCGUCAUGCUAGACUUGUAAGAUGUACAUGUACAGUGCAAACCGUGGAGUAACAUUCAUCCUCAGCCACUGAUGCAUUUGCUUGGUAAUAGCAUAAGUCUGUAGCGUGUCACAGGCAAGUUUACUCAUGAUCUGGGAUCAGCAUAUACUAAAAAAGUGUCAAGGAUGCAUAGACAAUGUCACAAGCCCCCAUGCAUUUGCGCUACUUUUCGGAACACACAACAACAGCAAAAGGUAUGCACAAUAUUGAACUAGGAUUCCAUGCAUCACUUGUGCUUACAGGACAAAGCAGGCACAAUUCUCCCCCGCAAAACUAUGGAUAGUCACGUGACUGCUCCUCUUGUGUAGUAGGUUUUGUAUUUCAAUUGCACGGAGCAGGAAUGCUGACAUACCCGGCUCAGUGUACUCCACUAAUUUUAGCCCAUUUUCUGCUGGAAAAGUGGCAGGUUUCAAUGGAGAGUAUUCUUGCUGAGCUGUGCAGAUAAGUUUGACCUAAUUAACCACAUGUUGAUAUUGUUCAGGCUUCUUCGCAUUAACCGGAUGGUUUUCUUAGUGUUCCCAGAUCUGACCUUUAGCAUUGAAGCUACGAGAUUAAGGUUAAUUCAAAUUCAGACAGUCAUCAAUAAAAAGAAGCCCCUUGAGAAAUGCCUUCCGUGUAAUAAAGCAGAAUGAAUAGUUUACUCCAUUUUGUAGAGGUUUUAUUCAAGGAAAAAUGGCGUAAACAUUAAACUUGCUUUGCCACUAUACAAUGAUGUAUCCAUCUUUUAUUUUCAUGCAUAUCAUAUUCCUGGAUAUUAUUUAGCUACACCAAACAUGUUACAGGCUUUAUAUUAAUGUGAAGGAAGAUUCCAACACAAUUAUAUUGAAAGGAAAGGUACUAUAUCUUCAAUGGCGGGAGAGUAUUUGACAGUCCUUUGAACAGUGUUAGUCCUUUUUAAACAAAAACUAUUAUCUUUUGGAGGCAAGGGAUCUUACCAACCUGUGUGACAAAGAUGUGUUCUUAAGAUGAGAAAAAAAGUCAGAGAAAAAACAGUUUUCGCAAUUUAUGUUAACCACAAAGAAGAACAAACACUUGAAGAAAUUCUGACAGUGAAAGUAAAAAGUCAAAAUAUACUUGUGUGUGCACCUUUAUAAUAUCGACUUGAUGGCAGUCACUGCAUUUUUCAGGUCUUGAUUUCUGUAAAUUUAAAUAUUGAGUCAGUGAAAGGUGUUUUUUUUUGUGUGUAAUUUAGUUAUUUGAAAAACUUUGGUGCAAAUAGAAAAAAAGAACUCAACGUUUUGUUUUGUUUUCUCUGAUAGAGAACUAUGAACUUUGCUUGGGAGUAAGCAUCUUUGGGCCAAUUUUUAAAGAAAAUUUUGUUCACUGUCGGUAAAACAUUCUGGGCUUUAAAGUUCAAACUGUUGGGACAGACAUUGGGAAAUUUUUCACAAAGUAUUCAUGAAUUAUGCCGCAAGGUGUGAUGGGUGUGAAAGUGGAAAUUACACCACAAGCAAUGUCCUGCUUUCGUGUGAAAUGGAAUGUCAUAAAUUUAACUGAGAGCCAACAAAAAAUGCAGCAAGUAUAAAGUACUGAGAUGGCAUGCCCUCUUUAUCUCCAUUCAGCUGUGAUUCAAUUUUCUUUUUCCAUUGGCCUACGUAAGCAAAAUGAAAAAUUGAUGAAAUGUAAAUUAUUUGUUCUUUGUUUAAACAAAAGAUAAAGUUUUGAAAACAAUUUAAUUAGCGAGUAACAGUGAAAGGUGUUGACAAGUCAGUGUCUGAUCUCAAUUUCAUCAAUUCUUCCAAAAAUUGUUUGUAGGAAGCGCUCAGUUUUUGCCCUUCUAACUUGUAAAACCUGCAUUUUCAUACAUAGAGCAGAUGGUUCAAAGUUGUGAUUGGCAAGUGAGUCGUACUGUGUAUAUUGCUUUCAGCAUCCAUGGAAACUCUACAUUCACACAGUAAUUUCAUGGAUGUGAAACAGUGUCGCGUUAAUCUAUCAUACAUACGAAAAGGGCAUGCCCACAAGGUGCAGUACGUUUUUUCUCGGAUCAUAUAAAAACACUAUGUCGUCUUUCAUUCAAUAUUCUGACUAGGACCUCUGACCCUAACCUCUAUGCAUUACCUAACCUGGUUUGAAUAUUCAAGCGUAUCCCAGACAGUUUGUGACCUGUUCUCACAGAGUGAAUGAAGUCACUGAAAAUUUAGAUGUGAAGAUGAUUGGAUGGAUGAGAAAGGAAGCUUUUUCUCAUGGUACACAUACAUGCAUGUACAGUACUGUUGGUCUCAAGUAAUAUGUAUUUAUUUGGGGCCUUUAGGGGUUUUGUUGGUUGUUGAAUUACUAGAGAAAUGUGAACCGAGUCAUACACAAUGUCAGAGGGAUUGUACAGGUGUGUCGUACAGGCUCCAUGGUGUCCUACAUUUUUCAGAUGAAGUUCCAGUUUCAUACAGGAGUCCGAGUUCUGUUCUGAAAUGUCUCCCGAUUUUCAGGGCUGAAAAGCAUUCAGAAAAGUCUCUGUAACAUCUCUACAAUAGUCUGAGUGAGUUGCUUAUGCAAGUUACAUGUAACUGCAUGGAAAGAGCCUUCGGAGUGGUCAUUUAAAGUCAGAACAUUUUUAAAGGUCUGGAAUCUUCACUCAAGAAUCCUACAUGUACCAAGGUAAAUAUGCAGAAUACGAUAUGCCGUUGGUGCAAAUCAUCCUUCAAUUCAUAGCAUGGGACACAGCCCUGUGUAGGACUGAAGUUUGACUCUGGUGUUGAAGAGGGGAUUGUUUAUACCUCCACUGAGUCAAGUGGCUCCUUUUUUCGCCCAGUAAAACCUUUAUUUUAAUGUGUAUGUUCCUUGCAGAAAGGCUUAAUUGGAAGAUACAGUUAAAGAAGUCUUUUAGACAUCCUAAAGGAAAGCAGGGUGUUAGGUAGAGUAGCAUACCUGUAUGAUUGGCCAUCUUCCAAGAGGUCCCAGCAAGACACAAGGUCUGUUUUAGCCCGACUGGUUCAAGUGUACUGAAAAUGCGAGUGGUUUUAAAUGAUCGACUUAGAGUUUCAUGCAGGUUAAUACUGUUUGUAAUUCAAGUGUUACGGGUGUACACGGAGGAAUAGAUGAGUUCCCUAUACAUGUUCCCAAAACCUUAGUACGUGAAUUUGCACUGAAACACCCAUUACUGGAUUGCGUCCUAAUUAGAUGUGGCGCUGAAUUUUUGUGAAGUUGUUCAGGAACAGAUCAGUAUGUGGUGAAAACAGUUGUUUGGCAAUAUACCAACUCACUGGCACAGCUAAGGUUUUGUGGAAAGUCCUAGUUGUGAAAUAACAUGAGCACAGCGACCAUGUUCCCGUUUUGCAAUAAAAGCCCAAACCGUCUCGCUGAGAAGUUAUUGCAUAAAAUAAUUCACUGAUUUUUGUCUUCAAAGAAAUUUAUUGGAACUCUUGAAUAAAAGUUAAUUUAGAAAAAAAUAAACGAGCAUGUUAAAGAAA